Molecule: messenger RNA, 3575 nt
Organism: Cercocebus atys (sooty mangabey)
Lineage: Eukaryota; Metazoa; Chordata; Mammalia; Primates; Cercopithecidae
Gene: KCNJ6
Product: potassium channel, inwardly rectifying subfamily J, member 6
Exons: 5
Coding region: 612-1979 (455 amino acids)
Biological process (GO): regulation of monoatomic ion transmembrane transport; potassium ion import across plasma membrane
Cellular component (GO): plasma membrane
Molecular function (GO): G-protein activated inward rectifier potassium channel activity
Source: RefSeq, a predicted model, not a curated record
CGGCCUUUUCCCCAGCACGCGGCGCUGCGCUCGCUUUUAUCUUGGAGCCGCGUCGCUUCGUGCGCUGCCAGCGGGGUUGAGCCAGUCGGCUGGAAUUGAGUAGCAUUCAUUGAAUCUGCGGAUUUCAUGACGUCUCUCUGCGUGGUCCAUCACUUUUCUCCUAACCGGGGAUUUUUUUUUUACUUCUGCCACUCUUAUCUUUCCCCGCUUCAUUCCACCCAGUCUCCCUCCCCCGUCCCUGCCCAAACGCGUGCCCCUCCGCCCCUCCUUUGGCCCCGGUGCCCAGCCCUGCUCUCCGCGCUCGGCCGGAGGGAGCCAGUCCGGAGACGGCUGCACCUGGCUGGAGAGGCUGGGCGGGCGGAGGGGUGGAGACCCGCGGGCGCCGGGAAGCCGGACCUGGAGCAGGAGCAGCUGCGAGCAGAAUGGAGUCUCCUAACAGCCUCUCGGGGCUGAUGUGAAAUUUGACCACCUGAUUCCAGUUUUUUUCUUUUCCUUUUCUUUUUUGCAUUUCCUUCCCUCGCCAUCCGUCGUGUAGUGAAUUGUUCAGUCUUGCUCCGUUUCGAGAGAGGAGAUCAUGAUUGAGUGAAGCCACCCCGUCCGCAGCCAGAGAGAUGUUUCUCCUCCCUUGUCUGGAACUCAGCUUUAAUCUGGAUCCUUCUCUGAACAGCAGCCCCUACAUGGAAGAGCACAAAGAAGAAACUGCAACAAUGGCCAAGCUGACAGAAUCCAUGACUAACGUCCUGGAGGGCGACUCCAUGGAUCAGGAUGUCGAGAGCCCAGUGGCCAUUCACCAGCCAAAGUUGCCUAAGCAGGCCAGGGAUGACCUGCCAAGACACAUCAGCCGAGACCGGACCAAAAGGAAAAUCCAGAGGUACGUGAGGAAAGAUGGAAAAUGCAACGUUCAUCAUGGCAACGUGAGGGAGACUUAUCGCUACCUGACCGAUAUCUUCACCACCUUAGUAGACCUGAAGUGGAGAUUCAACCUGUUGAUUUUCGUCAUGGUUUACACAGUGACCUGGCUCUUUUUUGGAAUGAUCUGGUGGUUGAUUGCGUACAUCCGGGGAGAUAUGGACCACAUAGAGGACCCCUCCUGGACUCCUUGUGUUACCAAUCUCAACGGGUUUGUCUCUGCUUUUUUAUUCUCAAUAGAGACAGAAACCACCAUUGGUUAUGGCUACCGGGUCAUCACGGAUAAAUGCCCAGAGGGAAUUAUUCUCCUCUUAAUCCAAUCUGUGUUGGGGUCCAUUGUCAAUGCAUUCAUGGUGGGAUGCAUGUUUGUAAAAAUCUCUCAACCCAAGAAGAGGGCAGAGACCCUGGUCUUUUCCACCCAUGCGGUGAUCUCCAUGCGGGAUGGGAAACUGUGCCUGAUGUUCCGGGUAGGGGACCUUAGGAAUUCCCACAUUGUGGAGGCUUCCAUCAGAGCCAAGUUGAUCAAAUCCAAACAGACCUCGGAGGGGGAGUUCAUCCCGUUGAAUCAGACGGAUAUCAACGUAGGGUAUUACACGGGGGAUGACCGUCUGUUUCUGGUGUCACCGCUGAUCAUUAGCCAUGAAAUUAAUCAACAGAGUCCUUUCUGGGAGAUCUCCAAAGCCCAGCUGCCCAAAGAGGAACUGGAAAUUGUGGUCAUCCUAGAAGGAAUGGUGGAAGCCACAGGGAUGACAUGCCAAGCUCGAAGCUCCUACAUCACCAGUGAGAUCCUGUGGGGUUACCGGUUCACGCCUGUCCUGACCCUGGAGGAUGGGUUCUACGAAGUUGACUACAACAGCUUCCAUGAGACCUAUGAGACCAGCACCCCAUCCCUUAGUGCCAAAGAGCUGGCCGAGUUAGCCAGCAGGGCAGAGCUGCCCCUGAGUUGGUCUGUAUCCAGCAAACUCAACCAACAUGCAGAACUAGAGACUGAAGAGGAAGAAAAGAACCUUGAAGAGCAAACAGAAAGAAAUGGUGAUGUGGCAAACCUGGAGAAUGAAUCCAAAGUUUAGUGCCCUAGCUGGGCAACCCCUUCUCUUCUCCCCCUGACACAAUCUUCCCUUGUCUCUCAUUCUCUUUCUUUUUUGUCUCUCUUGCUUUGUUCUUUAUUUAUAUUUAAUUUUUACAUGACCAGAAAACAAAUCUUCAAGGUGUAAAAUAUCUACCUGCCCUCUCUCAGUUGUUUAGAUUGACAAGGUAGACGUGGAUUUGAUGAAGGUGCAAAGUGCUCUCGUUUGUGGCCCAAGCCUGGUCUCCUCCCAAAAUACUACACGUCCAGCUCCUGGAGAUUUCAGUUACUUACCUGCAUGUGUUGUAUAAUACCAGAUCACUCAAAAAGGUGUGUCAAAGAUUUUACCUGGGAUAUGACAAGCAAGGUUUCCGGUGCCUAUUUAUUCAUUCAGUGAGACACAGAGUGGAGCCCUCAGUUUUAUAGAUCCCAAUUCUUUUCAUCUACUACAGGGUGAGGUGCUUGCCCCCGUGUGGGCGUGGCAGUUAUAGGGCCCAGGUGAGCUGAAGACAAACCACUGUACAUAUAUAUGCCUUAUGUAAUUAUUUUCUUUUUGUAGUUAGUAAUAAAACCCAGCAUGUACAAAAGUACCAUAGAACAGAACUUCUAAAUACUGUACAUAGAUGUAUCAUUAAUGUAGGUUUAGAUAUAUAACUUUAGAAAUAAGAAGCAAAAAAAAAAAAAAAGAGAGAAAGAUUCCUAACAUGCAGUAGGCGUUUCUGUUUUGAUGUCUGUGUUUUCCAGGUUAUUUUGAUCCCGUUGACGGCUGGCCCUUCAGUGCACGGCCUUUGUUUGUGUCUCAGACUGGCAGCCGUUAGGGUACCUCACUGUUCCCAUGCUGAUCCUUUCAUUGAAUCUAAUAAGCCAUAGGUCUGGGGGAAAUUGAGAGAUCUGGUAGAUGACAAAACCCACCACCAAUAUGCUGAUAUACUGUGAAAUGUUACAAAACAGAUGUCUUUUUUUAAAAGAUAACAAGGGCCUCACUAACUGGCCUGGAGGAGGGGGAAUACCAGGAAAGAGAUAUUCUCUAGCAUGUCACCAAAGGUAUGUUUUUACUUUUCACAUGAGCUCUUGCCCUUUGUAGUACAAUAAUUUAGGAAACUUUUCUGCAAAACCAUUGAUUCUCCAGCUGUAGUUUCUCUACAGACUGUUACAAUGAGACAUGGUAAGUUAGCAGAAGAUGGUUUGGGUCUAAAGCCAUGAAAUUCAUGAAGGCAUGUAGUGAGUGACACGCAUUAUAAUCAUCGACCUCUCACGCUUUGACUCUAUCUGGCGUUCUGAGAAUGACAUCUCGCCUGUCCCUGGGGCUUAUCCAUCAGCAUUUCUUGCAUUGUGAUCUUUUAUUUUUAUUCUUUUAUUAUUUUGAAAUGACCAGAGUUCAGUAUUCAAAGAUUAGAUCAACAAUCUUGAUGAUUGUCUAAGAAAUGUCUCCAGAGUACGCCACAGGUUAGAAAUCAAAUCCAAAGUGUCUCUCAAUCAAAAGAAAACAAACAAAAAACUCCAGCCUUAAUUCACUUUAAUCUGCAAAAAGGAAGGAAGGAAGGAAGGAAGGAAGGAAGGAAGGAAGGAAGGAAGGAAGGAAGGAAGGAAGGAAGGAAGG